AUGAUCCCUCGCAAGUCAUCUAUGUCUAAGAAAACUAUUGGUCAGCCUAAAUUCAUCUUAAAAGAUGACAAUACUUUAGAUUCAUCAUAUUUGGAGAUGUAUUAAUAAAAUAAAAAUCAUAAUCCUGGUCAAAGGCUACAAUAAAUACUUCAAAAAUAAAUAAAUCACUCAUAAAAGAAUAAAUCAGUAGAAGAAGAUAGAUUAACAAGAUAAUAAUUUAUUAAUAGAAGCUAAUAAGUAGUACGAUAAGAUUUGGGAUCAUACACUCCUUAAAAUAUUUCCUAUGACGAUGUCGAUUAAAGAGAAGAGAAUAAAUAGUUAAAAUAAUAAAUAAGAAAAUUACAAUUAGAAUUACAAUAGAGUAAACAUUAAAAUUAGUUACUGAUUCAAGAUUUCGAAUAAUUAAGAGAUCAAUUAGAAAAAUAAUCAGAAGAAUUUAAUCAGGCCUUUGAAUUGAUAAAUGAAGAAAAAUAAUUAAUCUAAUAAGAAAUAGACUAAAAAGAUUAAAUAAUUGCUUAAUUAAGAUUACAAGUGGCUCCUCCGAGUAAAACAUAAAUGCAAAUAGAUGAAAUCAAAAACAGAAUCUUAGCUCGCAAAUCUGUUCAUCGAAGUUCAAGGGAAAAUAUCACUCAGUUAAUGAAUGAUAUUGAUCAAUCUGCUAGAUAAGAUUUUAAAGAAAAUUUUAUGGAUUACAAUAAUCGAAUAACACUCUAGAAAUCGAUUAAAUGA
Paramecium tetraurelia is the source of this 729-nucleotide messenger RNA. RefSeq lists its product as uncharacterized. The transcript is spliced from 2 exons. The record is from RefSeq and is a predicted model, not a curated record. Lineage: Eukaryota; Ciliophora; Oligohymenophorea; Peniculida; Parameciidae.